GCUCUGCUUCCACCCUGUUGUUCCUCUCCCUUCAGCUGCACUGGGAUCCCAUCUCCCUAGUUCUGUCCUCAUCUGUGGAGCUGUGAUCUGUAAGGUGGUGGGAGCCGCAGGCGGGACUCAGGGGGCCCAGGAAACCAGAAAUGGACUCAGUGGCCUUUGAGGAUGUUAAUGUGGAGUUCACCAUGGAGGAGUGGGCUUUCCUGGAUCCCACCCAGAAGAAACUCUACACAGAUGUGAUGCUGGAAACCUUCUGGAACCUGGCAUCAGUAGAAGAACAAUGUGAUGACCAUGACAGGGAAGAUCAGUAUGAAUAUCACGGGAGGAAUCUUAGCAGUCAUAUGGUAGAGAGACUCUGUACAAGGAAGGAUGGUCUUCAAUGCAGAGAAAACUUCAGCCCCCUUAUAAUUCAUCAAAGAGUGCAUACUGGGGAAAAACCAUAUGAAUGUAAGCUUUGUGGUAAAGUUUUCUCUUAUUCAACUUCCCUCCAAAAUCAUAAAAGAACUCAUACCGGGGAAAAACCUUAUGGUUGUAAGCAAUGUGGAAAAGCCUUCAGUUGUCCAAAGUAUUAUCGAGAGCAUCAACGGACACAAUGUGGAGAAAAGCCCUAUGAAUGUAAGCAAUGUGGGAAAGCCUUCAGUUGUCAAAAGUAUUAUCGAGAGCAUCAACGGACACAAUGUGGAGAAAAGCCCUAUGAAUGUAAGCAAUGUGGGAAAGCUUUAGGAUAUUCCACUGCUCUUCGAAAUCAUGAAAGAAUGCAUACUGGGGAGAAACCCUAUAAGUGUAAGCAAUGUGGGAAAGCCUUCCAUUGUAGCAACUCUCUUCGAAAACAUAAACGAUGUCAUGACAGAAAGAAGCCUCAUGAAUGUAAGGAAUGUGGGAAAACAUUCCAUCAUCCCUGUUCCCUUAGAAAUCAUGAAAGAACUCAUACUGGGGAAAAACCCUAUGAAUGUAAGCAUUGUGGCAAAGCUUUCUAUUUUCUAUCUGCCCUCCAACAUCAUGAAAGAACCCAUACUGGGGAAAAACCCUAUAAAUGUAAGGUUUGUGGUAAAGGUUUCUAUUAUUCAACUUCCCUUCAUUAUCAUGAAAGAAUGCAUACUGGGGAAAAACCCUAUCAAUGUAAGGAAUGUGGGAAAGCCUUCAUUUCUCCCAGUGGCCUCCGACGUCAUGAAAGAAUUCAUACUGGGGAAAAACCCUAUAAGUGUAAGCAAUGUGGCAAAACUUUCUCUAAUUUAACUUCCCUCCAACGUCAUGAAAGAACUCAUACCUUGGAAAAACCCUAUGAAUGUCAGCAAUGUGGUAGAACUUUUAGUUUUUCCAAAUCUCUUAAAAAUCAUGAAAAAAUGCAUACUGUGGAGAAACUCUAUGAAUGUAAGCAAUGUGGGAAAGCUUUCAGACAUUCCAAAUAUCUUAGAAAUCAUGAAAAAAUUCAUACUGUGGAGAAACCAUAUGAAUGUAAGCAAUGUGGGAAAGCUUUCAGACAUUCCAAAUACCUUAGAAAUCAUGAAAAAAUUCAUACUGUGGAGAAACCUUAUGAAUGUAAGCAAUGUGGGAAAGCUUUCAGAUGUCCUACAUAUUUUAGAAAUCACAAAAGAAAUCAUGACGGAAAGAAGCCUCAUGAAUGUAAGGAAUGUGGUAAAACAUUCCUUUAUCCCUCCUUCCUUAGAAUUCAUGAAAGAAUGCAUACUGGGGAAAAACCCUAUGAAUGUAACCAUUGUGGUAAAGCAUUCUCUUAUCCAAGUAACCUCCGAUGUCAUGAAAGAACUCAUAAUAAGGAAAAACCGUAUGAAUGUAAGCAAUGUGGGAAAGGCUUUAUUCAUCCCAGUUUCCUUGAAAUUCACCUAAACACUCAUAAUGGAGAGAAAUCAUAAUGAAUAAAAGAACUCACACUGAAAAUAAGCCGUAUCCUGUAAAGAUUGUAGAAAAGCCUUUGACAAACCCAGUUCUUUUUUUUUCUUUAUCCUCACCUGCAGGUAUUUUUCCAUUGAGAGAGUGGAAGUCAGAAAGGCAGAGAGCAAUAUUGAUGUGAGAGAAACAUGAAUUGGUUGCCUCCUGCAAAUGCCCAGACAUGAAAGCACACACAGUGGAGAAAGGCUCUAUGAAUGUGGUAAAGCUUUCAGAUUCUCCAAGUCUCUUAGAAAGCAUGGAAGAACACAUACC
Molecule: messenger RNA, 2157 nt
Organism: Eptesicus fuscus (big brown bat)
Lineage: Eukaryota; Metazoa; Chordata; Mammalia; Chiroptera; Vespertilionidae
Product: zinc finger protein 791-like
Exons: 8
Coding region: 141-1868 (575 amino acids)
Biological process (GO): regulation of transcription by RNA polymerase II
Molecular function (GO): RNA polymerase II cis-regulatory region sequence-specific DNA binding; DNA-binding transcription factor activity
Source: RefSeq, a predicted model, not a curated record